This is a messenger RNA of Ctenocephalides felis (cat flea), 1620 nucleotides long. RefSeq names its product transmembrane protein 165. The record is from RefSeq and is a predicted model, not a curated record. Gene Ontology annotation, molecular function: calcium ion transmembrane transporter activity; manganese ion transmembrane transporter activity. NCBI's taxonomy places the organism in Eukaryota, Metazoa, Arthropoda, Insecta, Siphonaptera, Pulicidae. The transcript is spliced from 6 exons. Gene Ontology annotation, cellular component: Golgi apparatus. Gene Ontology annotation, biological process: Golgi calcium ion homeostasis; Golgi calcium ion transport; manganese ion transmembrane transport. The coding region runs from base 106 to 987 and encodes 293 amino acids.
UAAUCUUUGCUUGCUAUCGUCGAAUAUGUGAUUAAUAGAUAAUUUUAUUUAAUUGUUUUUUAUACCUAAUUUUAAUUAAAAAUUUUAUAGUCUAUAUUUAUAAGUAUGAAUUUUAAUAACAAGUUCUAUUUUUUAUCAACAAUGGGCGCUAAUAAAAGUCUUAUAAAUAUACCUGCAUUAAUUUUUAUAUUAUUACAAUUGUUUACUUACGUUAGGCCUGAAAAUGAGCCGUUCGUGUCAGAACCUGGAGAUAUGGGGUCAUCAGAGACUAAAAAUGAAGCAGAUGCUCUAACCGAUGUCGGUUUUAUUCAUGCGUUUGUUGCUGCCUUGUCUGUGAUUGUUGUUUCUGAACUUGGUGAUAAAACAUUUUUUAUUGCUGCAAUAAUGGCUAUGCGACAUCCUAGAUUUACUGUUUUUGCUGGAGCAAUAGCCGCAUUAGCGUUAAUGACUGCAUUAUCUGCUGUCUUCGGAAUGGCUGCAACAGUAGUUCCUCGGGCUUAUACGUACUAUAUAAGCACAGCUUUAUUUGCACUAUUUGGUAUAAAAAUGUUGAGGGAAGGUUGGAAAAUGCCAUCAUCUACUGCACAGGAAGAAUUAGAAGAAGUGCAAGCUGAUCUCAGGAAAAGAGAGGAUGAGUAUGAAAAAGAAUCAUCAUCAAGUCUUGUAGAUCCAGAAAGUGGUGGAAUUAAAAAGAAAAGUGUUAUUGGAUUGAUUUCUAGAACCUUGAUCCAAGCAUUCACCAUGACAUUUUUGGCCGAGUGGGGCGAUAGAUCUCAGCUGACAACCAUUAUUUUAGGUGCACGUGAGGAUGUUACUGGAGUUAUAAUAGGCGGUAUAUUGGGACAUUCUUUAUGCACAGGACUGGCUGUUUUAGGGGGACGCAUGAUUGCACAAAGGAUCUCAGUUAGGACAGUUACUAUAAUUGGAGGAGUAGUGUUUUUACUCUUUGCACUAUCGGCGUUAUUCUUUGAUCCAAACAAAGACUGAAGUUAAAUUAAUGCAGCAGCCCCAUUAUUUUAUACAUAUAUGAAUAUAACAAGACAAAAUAUACACAUAGUAUUAGGGCUGGCAUUAGAAACAAAAUUUUAGAAUAAUUGUUGAUUUUAGAAUAAUAUAUUUCCAUAAAAAAAUGUAUAGGAAAUAAUUUGUAUCAUACAAACAUGUAAUUUGUUCACAAGGAGUAUUUAGUGCUUAAUGGUACUAAAGCGUUAAAUCUAUAUAAAAAGCAGGUAAUUGUUUUUGAACACUACCAUCUGUUAUGCAAAUUGUUCUGUAAGUCCUACAAUUUAUUUUUAAUUUUGUUAAUACUUUGUAAUUGUCACGUUUUGUAAAUCAUUAACUGACCAAAGAGAAAAAUAUUAUAAAAAAUAAUGCCUGGUGAUAGGAGUUAACAGAUUUGUUUCUGGUUAAAAGUAAUAUUUACAUAAGAGCUGUGACAAUUUAGGUAAUUCAUAAUUGCAUUGUUUUUAUGUAGUUAUGAAGUGAGAUUUUUUGUAAUAAUAGAACACUGCCUUAGAUUCCUUUAUAAUUGAUUGAUGUCUGAAUUCACUUUCUUAAAUAUUUAACGUCAUAAAUAAAUUUUCCAAUUAGUUUCAAAUGAACAAGAGAGAUGAGUAUUUU